AUGGAGAGAAGACUUGAUUGCAUUCCUGGUGAUUGUCUGGCAAAGAGUGAUGAGUGGACUACUGGUCUGAAGGGCACGUAUUCACGCAAUGGUUAUAUCUAUGCAUCGAUCGCUGGAACCGUUAAGAUUGUGCACAACGAUGACAACACUAAGACACUGGAAGUGCUGAGAGUGGACCGCAACAGACAUUUAGUGCCACAAAUGGACUCAAUAGUGACGUGUCGGGUGCUGUCAAUGACAGAAAGUGUGGUGAAAGUGAGCAUUCAUUGCAUCGAAGGACAGGUCUUGAAACAGCCGUUUAGAGCUUUGUUGAAGAAGGAGAACAUCAGAGGAAUGGAGACCGAGAAGACACAGAUCUGUAAUUCAUUUAGACCUUCAGACAUAAUACUGGCAAAAGUGAUUGGUUUUGGGGAGAAUAACAGCUAUUUGUUGAGUACCGCUCAAAACGAGUUGGGAGUUGUGGUCGCACUCAACCAUUCAGGAAUACCAAUGAAACCCAUGAGUUGGACAGAGAUGUCGUGUCCGAUCACAUACGCUCGCGAACAACGAAAAGUGGCCCAAUUGGCCAACCCUUCGGACACUGAACACAUUGAAUGACAUACGAGUCAAUAGUUAUAGAAAAUACUAUUUUUACACAAUAUAUUCAUUUCAAUUGAGAGAAAGCAUCGUUUAAA
This is a messenger RNA of Medioppia subpectinata, 674 nucleotides long. Lineage: Eukaryota; Metazoa; Arthropoda; Arachnida; Sarcoptiformes; Oppiidae. The record is from the annotation of a GenBank genome assembly.